AUGCCUUUCUAUCUGCGGAAGCAACCGCUGGAGAUCCCAUCACCAACUGAAAAGGACUGGAUUAAAAAAGAUGAGGAGGAGGAUUUCUUACUGAAAGACCCUGAUGAAAUCCUUGAUUCAUUGCCUCAGCCUUUUCUGAUGAUCAAUAAAGUGGUGAUACUUUUGUUUGAACGUGCCUGGGAAAUUAUUGAGGGGAAGUGUCCGCUGGAAGAGACAAAGCAGCAAAAUUUCACUCAUGUGCUGUGCCAGCCUUCUGCUGAAUUUCAGGUAGUAGGAAGGGUGAACUGCCUGGCAGCCUCUGGAGGAUAUGCCUUCACUGGCCUUUCCACGGGACUUUCUGUCUUCAGCCUACCCCAGUGUGAGAAGCUUUGUGCUUGGGAGGUAGCCAAGCUUGAGAUUUGUACCAUCCAGGUUGCAGAGCUUGGCAGUGGUCCCAAGCUCCUUGGGGCAGUGGAUGAGCUGGGUUUUGCCCAUCUUUUUUAUUUUUUCAGAGAGAACCUGUUGCAUAUAAAAAACAUAAAUGAAGUGGAUGAUAUGAGCAAGCGAAGCACAUGUACAGCACUGGAGCUCUCUCAUGCGGGUGAUUAUGCAGGCUUCCUGCUGCAAGGCAACUCAGAGGCUUGGCUGGAAAUUUACCGAUUGCCUAAGGAUUCCUGGAUGAAGGAGACGGAACAUGUCCAAACAGUUACAACUCCAGUUCUGCCAUCUGCUCCAGGGUUCAUAAAGGAGACAAAAAUCAGCCAGCCAUCCUUAUUGGAGAAGUCUGUGGUAAGAGAUGGAAGAUGUAAUUCCUCUAGGCAGAAGAGUACAGAUGUCCCAGUAUGUGGCCUUGAAGACAUGGAUUUACAACAGAUGCUAAGUAGACUUGAAUCUAGGUUGAUCCCCCCUGUUUUGCUGUUGAAGGUCAGAUCACCCAAACUGCUCACAGCAAGCCAAUUUAAGAAUCCCUUUGAAGCCUUAAUGAAGAGUGAUGAUGGCAGUGGGAUUGGUUUGGGACAUAACCACAUGAUCCGAGAGUGCCAGUUUGAGCAGCAGGAAGCUAUUUUUAACAGUGCUUUUCAGCAGUUCCUGGAGAUAGAGAAUGAUCUGGAUGGCAAAGAGGCAAAGCACAGCCACACUAUGUUUCAUUUCCAUUUGCCUGGCCACACCCUGCCUGCUGGACCUGAAAACAAAGCUGAGCCAGAUGUGCCUGUUGCAUUCAGUGUUCAUUGGAGCACAAGCCACAAUCUCUGCUUCUAUCUUCUCAGUCGUCCACCAAAGGAGAAACCAGAUUCUGAUCCAAAACCAGAUGUUGUUUGGCCAUGUGCUGCUGUGAUUACAUGCUCAGCUGUCACGCCUUGCUCUUCUUACCUGGCUUUCGCCUGUGAAGACGGGGCCAUUACUGUUUGGGACAAAUCUCUUGGGUUCCCAUUGGGUGUAACUGUGCUUCCAGAGGGAUAUGUUAUACGAAGCAUCCAGUUCAUGCCGUGUUCACCACCACCUGGCAGGAAAACAGCUUGCUCUAAUAAGGCCUCUGCUUGUACCAAAGUUCAGCUUCUGGUGUUGUGCACAGAUGGCUCUCUCCACCUGAUCACAGCGGGGGCCAAAGAAUUUAACACCAAACUACUGGGAUACAGGCCUCAGGCUCCCAGCCAGACAAUCAGUGCUGUGGCAGCCCUUUCAGCCUUUCCUGACGCAGUGCUGAUUUUCUUCUGGGAUGGUAUCAUGAAUCUGAUGGACACUGCUACACAAGAGAACGUGUGCCAGUUCAUCCUUCCACCCUCAUACAAAGUAGCAUCUCCUUGGCAGCCAGUUUUUUCUGUGGACACUGAUGACCAGUACUUGAUCCUCCGAGGGGAUGAGCAAUUUGGGGGUGUUAAGGCAGAAACUGAAACAAUCUUCCUCUUUGACUUCAAGUCUUACUCAUUCAUGGAGACUUUUGCAAUGAAAGCUGAGAGUUCAUUCAGCGCCUUGGCAGAACUGCCAUGGGACAAGCGCUGUGAUGCUUUCUUAAAUGACAACCUGCAGCGGCUGUCCAUGAUUAGUCAGCAGAUGCCUGAGUGCUGGAGCCAGCUGCAGGAGUAUGCAGGUGUCUUGUCAAGGGGAAAGCCAGAGGAAGCAAUGGGACAGCGGGAACCGAGCACGUUGCCUAAGAGUACUGAAGACACACAAUGCAUCGGCUGAGAAUAGCCGAGUGGAAGAACUACACAAACAUUCCACUGCUGUACCACCUCUGAUUUCAUCUGGUGUUGCUUUCAGAUAAGUAAUGCCCUUAACAUUGGAUUCUUGGCCUUACACAGAAACAGUAUAUGGCAGAGCAAGGCCUAACUUCCCCUUUAUUGCGCAAGCCUUUCAUCUGUGCCUGACCAUGAAACGGAAUGGUCAGCUGAAACAUACAAAGGGAGAAGGGGAUGGACUCAAAAGCAGCACAUGCAGCUAGACCAUUCUCUUCAUGAACUGGAAGUUUCUCUCCAGACGCACAAGCACCACCUAGCCUACUCUAGCCUCUUGGAGUGAAGAUUAUGUCUAGACUGUUUGUAGGUUGCUACCUGUGUUAGAGCUGGGUAGUGCUGCUGGAGAUGCUUAAUAUCCGCCUCCAUUUACCAGUCCAAGUUAAGGACGGGAACCCAGUGAAAAUAAUUCCACAAAAAUUGAUGUGGAAACCUUUUCAAACAAACCCUUCUCUCCCUUGCCCCCUGAGGUGGGAAUAAUUGCACAAGAGGACUAUACCACAUCUGUACCUACAGAAUUGAAGAUACAAAACAAGGAAAGGAGUAUCUUCCAUACCUCUGAAUGCUUCUGCAAAUAAGGCCUUUGUAUAGUCAAGCAGGAAUUGCUGGAGGUAUCAGCCACAUCAUAUCGUGAAUAGUAUGGACAGAAUUGUGGACAAAAUAAUUGCGGACAAGAGCCACACAUUUUUCAUGUCUGCACCUUUUGAC
This is a messenger RNA of Varanus komodoensis (Komodo dragon), 2918 nucleotides long. It is a transcript of the gene WDR93, whose product is annotated as WD repeat domain 93. The coding region runs from base 1 to 2163 and encodes 720 amino acids. The transcript is spliced from 18 exons. The record is from RefSeq and is a predicted model, not a curated record. Gene Ontology annotation, biological process: electron transport chain. Lineage: Eukaryota; Metazoa; Chordata; Lepidosauria; Squamata; Varanidae. Gene Ontology annotation, molecular function: protein binding.